CACAGCCAAUCCUGUUGUUAGAGAACCAUUACCAAUUUCGAUCGUCAUCUUCGUCUCCUUCACUCCUAGAAAACGUUGGAACCCUAAUCUUCUUAGAAAUUUCAAUCGAAUCUGAAGAACUAGAUUACGGGAUUAAAGCGAGGUAGAAUCGAAGACGAUGGCAGGGAGAGAAGUUAAAGAAUACACAAAUCUGUCUGACCCUAAAGAUAAGAAAUCAGGGAAAGGUAAGAUUGAUGAUGAAGACGUCACCUUUCAACGAAUGGUUGCAAAGGUUAGCGCAUCGUCCUCUCCAAUAUUCUUACCGAAUCUUCUUUUGAGCAAUCUUACUGUGCACAAAUUGUAUGCGAGAGAGGUUGUCUUUGUAUAUAUCUUAGAGUUUGAUUGGUCUUUUCUGCAGUAUACUACAGUGAUUUGAUGAGUGUAGUUUGUAUGCUAAAUGUUAUUGAUUCGAUUAAGCUCUUGUUUCUUUUUUUUGCUUAGCGUUGGAGCAAGUUGUGGUUUUAUUGAUUGUUUUUUUUUUGCUGUUGUAGCUAGUGAAGUUGUUUAGAUAUAUAUAUCUUUGUUAGCAUUAGUGGUUAUUGAUGUGUGUGAAGUGAUUCUUAUGUUUGACUCUAUAUUGGGACUCGACUUUUCUGAUAACUUGCCCCGGCAGGGAUAACGGCCCCGCCACAUUUUCUGGUUAUUGCAUAUAGAUGCAAGAGGUUGCUGGUGAACGUGGAGGCUAUCUUCAUGGACGAGGCGAUAGCGACGAUUUACUUUAUCUGAAAGAACAGAUGGAAGCAGAGGAAGAUGCAGAACGUCUUCUGAGACGAACUGAGAAACGGGCUUUUGCUGCCUUUAAAAAAGCUGCAACCCAAGCUGAUUCAUCUCCAGCAUCUAUUCCCUUGCCACUUCGUGUGGAGCCCAAACCAAAGAGUGGUAUCAGGCAGCAAGAUUUGCUGAGGAAAGUUGUAGAGGUUAAACCUAAACGUCCAAAGAUCUCAACACCAUCAAGCCCAAGCUUAUCUCCCCCUGUUAGAAGUGAUAGAGGUCCAACAGAGGCAAAAGUUCACAGAGAUAAGCAGAAAGAAGAAGCUAUGCCAGUGUUGAAGAAACCUGGCGCAGACAGAAAUGACGGAAAAGCUACGGAAAGCAAUGGGCAAGGUCAAAAUGCUCCGAAAGGCUUGUUGGGAUUAGCAUAUGAUAGUUCAGAUGAAGAAGACUGAGUGGAGUGAUAACCCUGCAAUCUCCUAUAAGUCUUCUUGCUUUUUAUUUUGUCGAAAGCUUACAAGAGUUUAGCUUUAGGAUACAAUACAUCUUUUGCCAUCUAGCCCUGUACUUGUUGUAAUUGUUGAAACCAAAUGGGUUAGUUGGAGUUUGAACUUUGAAGCAGAGAAUCUAAAGAAGAUGAUUUCC
This is a messenger RNA of Arabidopsis thaliana (thale cress), 1395 nucleotides long. RefSeq names its product ankyrin repeat protein. Bases 693 to 1205 code for a protein of 170 amino acids. NCBI's taxonomy places the organism in Eukaryota, Viridiplantae, Streptophyta, Magnoliopsida, Brassicales, Brassicaceae. The record is from RefSeq and is marked reviewed. The transcript has 5 exons.